CUAGUGACUUUCUGAAAUGUUGUGGCAUCAACUAAUUACCGUAGCCAUUGUGGCCCUCGCCUGCACCCAGCUGCACAUGGCCAGCAGCCAAACAGCUGGUGUCAACAGCUGCCCGAAAAACUUUACUCUGGUGGGCGAGAAGUGUCUGCAGAGUGUAGCCAGAUGGUACAAUUGGUUCGAGGCCGAUCGCAAUUGCCGCUCCAUUGGCGCCGGCUUGCUCAGCCUGAACAACAGCCUGGAAUUGUACUUGUUAGCCAAUUGGUUAAAUAUUGACUUGCCAUACACCUUGGAGCUGUGGACCUCGGGCAACUUACUGGGCAGCUCGAGCAUCUACUAUUGGCAGAAUACGGGCCAGCAGGCACGGUAUCUACCCUGGGCCAAAGGCCAGCCAAAGCCAAGUAAUGGCGACUGCCUGAUGCUCGCUGGCACCGCUAACCAGGGGACCGUUGCUAAUUAUUCCCUGGAAGUUCGCAAUUGCGCCAACUGGGCUAUCUCUGUCUGUGAGCUGCUGCCGGCUAAAAAUGUGACCACUACACGUAUCUGCCUCAAACCUGAUGCCUAUGAAACGGUUCAAGUUCCCAGAAAUUAAUUUAAAAAAAAUAUAUUAAGAAGAGAAUUUUGGGCUGAAGCAAAUCUCAUACAAAUAUGUAAAGUUCGAAAUUGUUUUGAAUUGAAGGAAUUCGCACUAAAAUAAAUAAUAGAAAUAAAU
Molecule: messenger RNA, 709 nt
Organism: Drosophila hydei
Lineage: Eukaryota; Metazoa; Arthropoda; Insecta; Diptera; Drosophilidae
Product: C-type lectin 37Da-like
Exons: 1
Coding region: 17-589 (190 amino acids)
Source: RefSeq, a predicted model, not a curated record